AUGAACGCACCACCACAGCAGCAAGGCCCUCCGCCGCCGACCGCCGAGCAGCUCGCCAUCACCGAUGCAGGAUUCCAGCAGGUGCCUCUGGCGCUCGAUCCCGAAUCCAAAACGCUUUCGACCCCCGUUCCCGGUAUGGACCUCACCGUGCUGAAUGCGCUCAUCCGCUCCAUUCAAGGUCUUCCCCCGAACGUGGCCUUCCCACCUCCACCGAACGCCAUCGCGCCGCAGCGCAGUAUGGCGAUCAAUCAGGCCAAGGAGCAGGGCAACGCUGCGUAUCGCAACAAGGACUGGGCCGAGGCGGUCAAGAUGUACACCCUGGCCAUUGACGUCGCUGCCUCGCGACCGCUGUGGGAGGCCAACCAGGUGGCGCGCGACGAGCUCAGUCUGUGUCUCGCGAAUAGAAGUGCCGCUUUCGCAAGCUGUGAAGACUGGAUCGGCGCACUCUGCGAUGCAGAGGCUGUUACCAAGUUGAAGAAGCCCUGGGCCAAGGGGCAUUACAGGAAGGGAAAGGCACUUGUGGGUCUGGAGAGGUGGAAGGAGGCAAGGGAGGCGUUCGAGUUGGGACUUCAGUUUGAUCCUGAUAACAAGGAUUUGAAGACCGCGCUGGAGGAGCUGCCCAACAAUAAGAAUCAGCUUUGA
Messenger RNA from Kalmanozyma brasiliensis GHG001, 642 nucleotides. RefSeq names its product Tetratricopeptide TPR2. Gene Ontology annotation, molecular function: Hsp90 protein binding. The coding region runs from base 1 to 642 and encodes 213 amino acids. The transcript has a single exon. The record is from RefSeq and is a predicted model, not a curated record. NCBI's taxonomy places the organism in Eukaryota, Fungi, Basidiomycota, Ustilaginomycetes, Ustilaginales.